UCUCGAGCGGUAACAUAGACAAUGUGUUUGCAAUAAGCAACGCAACCGGCGCCCUGUACGUAGCCAAGGCGUUGGAUUAUGAGAAGAUCAAAAAAGUCCACAGGGUAUGAGCUACGGUUGACGGCAUCGGAUAAUUUUAAGGAAAACUACACCACCGUUCUGAUCAACGUACACGAUGUAAACGACAAUCCGCCGGUAUUUGAGAAAUCGUCCUAUCGCACACAAAUCACCGAGGAAGACGACCGAGGCUUGCCAAAGCGUGUGCUGCGGGUUACCGCCUCCGAUGCCGACGUGGAGCGUCCCAACAACAUCAUCUACUUUCUGACUGGGCCCGGUAUUGACAUCGAAAAUCCCUCCGACAGCUACUUUGACAUCAACAAGGCCACUGGGGAAAUAUUUGUGCUUAAGCCUCUGAACCGUGAUCCACCACACGGACGAGCGUCUUGGAAGUUUACCGUCUUUGCGCAGGACGAAGGAGGCGAGGGUUUGGUGGGCUUUACGGAGGUGCAGAUCAACCUGAAAGACAUCAACGACAAUGCGCCCCAGUUCCCGAACGGCAUUGCGUAUGGAAACGUGAUUGAAAAUGGCACCAUCGGCAUGUACGUGAUCACAAUAAAGGCCGAAGACCAUGACGAUAUCAACGAAGGCACUAACGCGAAGAUCAUUUACUCGAUCGAGAAGAACGCGAUCGAGGAGAAUACUGGUUUGCCGAUCUUCGACAUCAAUCCGAACACAGGACUCAUCACGACGGCGGUAUGCUGUCUCGAUCGGGAGAAGACGCCCGACUACUCGGUGCAGAUAGUGGCCACCGAUGGCGGAGGUUUGAAGGGUACGGGAACAGCUUCCAUCAAGGUGAAGGAUCUGAAUGAUAUGCCGCCUCGGUUCACCAAGGACGAGUGGUUCGUUGAGGUGGAGGAAACCGACGGUAGUGUGCUGCCCGAGGCACCGAUACUGACCGUGACGGUGAAUGAUGAUGAUGAGAUAAACAAUUUCCAAUAUAAAAUCAUUGAAAGCAGCGGUUACGGGGCAAAUAAGUUCGCGAUGGUAAAGAACGCGGACGGUACGGGAAGUUUGAAGGUGGCCCAGCCGCUAGACUACGAGGAUCCGAUGCAGAUAAAUGGCUUUCGCUUUCGGAUACAGGUGAUCGAUAACGAUGAGAUUGACGAGAGCGACAAGAACCACGUUGACCAUUCGUGGGUGAUUGUGAAGUUGAAGGAUAUUAACGAUAAUACGCCUCGCUUCAAGAAGCCGCACAUCAAGGCGGCUGUGUAUGAGAACGCGGACGUGGGGAAAAACUUGGGCACCUUCAAUGCGUUCGACAUUGACAAGGGCGGUAAGAGCAAAAUUACCUACAACAUUAACCGUGCUACAGACCGGAAGCGCCAGUUUGCCAUCGACCAGGAAGGUACGGUGACGAUUCAACGUGAACUGGAUCGGGAAGCGAUGACGAAACACUCACUUGAAAUUCUGGCCACCGAUGACGGUGUACCGCCGCGCACGGCCUCUGCCAUCUUGACCGUGUUGGUGAAGGACAUCAACGACAAUGCGCCGGUAUUCGCGGAAGAUUAUCGGCCCAUUCUGCUCGAAAACUCACCACCGUCGAAGGUUAUCGAAAUCUCCGCCGUUGACAGAGAUGACCGACUGAAGGGCAACGGGGCACCGUUCCAGUUCCGCAUGGACCCGGACGCAGACGAUGUGAUUCGCACGUCCUUCAAGGUGGAACAGAGUAACGAGGGUGACGGUAUGGCGAUCAUUUCAUCUCUCGGCUCGUUUGAUCGCGAGUACCAAAAGCGAUACACCAUUCCGAUCGUUAUCAAGGACUCGGGCACUCCACCGCUAACCGGCACCAGCACGCUGACGAUCACCAUCGGUGAUCUGAACGAUAACAUCAUGCAGCCCGGCUCCAAGGAGGUGAUCGUGUACAACUACCAAGGCCAGGCGCCGGACACACCGAUCGGGCGUGUGUUCGUUAACGAUCUCGACGAUUGGGACACCUCGGACAAGCUGUUCUAUUGGGAUGAGGCCGAGAAUCCACGCUUCAAGAUAGACGACACAUCCGGUAUGGUGACGAUGCGGCGCGGUGCACGCGAGGGACGCUACAAGCUGCGCUUCAAGAUCUACGACCGCAAGCACGCACAUGAAUCGUACGCCAACAUGUCGGUAGUGGUGAAGCAAAUCUCCUACGAGGCGAUCGUCAACUCCGGCUCGAUCCGGCUGAUCGGCAUUACGGAUGAGGAUUUCAUACGCAUCUGGAACUAUCGCACCCAGAACAUCUUCCGUAGCAAGCUGGAGCGGUUCCGGGACAAGCUGGCGGAGCUGCUGAACGUGGACGUGAAGAAUGUGGACGUGUUCAGUGUUCAGAUGAAGGACCUGUUGGUGCCGCUGACCGAUGUGCGGUUCGCCGUGCAUGGCGCGUACUUCUACAAGGCGGUGCAGCUGAACGGCGUGAUACUGCUGCACAAGGAGGACAUCGAGCAGGAGGUGGGCAUCAACAUCACGAUGGUAAACGUGGAUGAGUGUCUGCUGGAGAAUGCGGACUGUGCCGGGUCGUGCACCAGCAUCAUCGAGGUCCAGACGAACCCCUGCCUAGUUAAUGCGAACAAAACCGCCCUGGUUGGGGUGCAGAUCAACUCCACGGCGGAGUGUGUGUGCAGCUCGCGAGAGUACAAGCAGCAGCAGACCUGCAAAUCCCAUCCCUGUCUGAACGGUGGUCGCUGCACCGAUUCCAAGUCGGGCAUCAAGUGCUCGUGUCCACCAGGCUACACGGGGCCCCGCUGUCAGCAGGUCGUACGUAGCUUCCGUGGCAGUGGCUGGACCUGGUACCCACCGCUCGACAUGUGCGACAAGUCGCAUAUCAGCGUCGAGAUCAUCACAACGAAGCCGGAUGGUUUAAUUUUCUACAACGGACCUAUCACACCACCGAAGGAGGACGACACGUUCAAGCAGUUGUCCGAUUUUAUUGCACUCGAGCUGGAGCAGGGCUAUCCUCGGUUUCUCAUUGAUUACGGCUCGGGUACGCUAGAGUUACGCAUCGCGACCAAACAUCCGCUCAACGAUGGCGAAUGGCACCGGAUCGAUCUGUUCUGGGACACUGAGCAGGUGAAGAUGGUGGUCGAUUUCUGCAAGACGGCCGAAAUCACCGAAACUGACGACGGUAACCUGGUCGACUUUAUUGACCACACCUGCCAGGCGCUGGGCAAGGUGCCGCAGUUCAACGAAUAUCUGAAUCUCAACACGCCGCUCCAGAUUGGCGGUGUGUUUAGGGAAAAGUUUGACUACACGUACAGCCGCUGGCAGUACAUGCCGGUUGGGGUCGGUUUGAAAGGGUGCAUACGCAAUUUUAAGCACAACGGAAUUCUGUACGACCUGUCCCACCCGGGACUGUAUAAGGGUAGUGCACCCGGUUGUUUGUACACGCAGGAGGUGUGUGAUCUGAAUCCACGGUGUCUCGAGCACGGCAAGUGUGUCGGUAGCUAUGUCGAGGCCAAGUGUGAAUGCAAUCCCGGUUGGACGGGCACGUACUGCAGCUUGCCCACCACUCCAACCACGUUCAAGACGCACAGUUACGUGAAGUACGCGCUCAGCUUCGAGCCGGAUAAGUUCACGACGCAGAUUCAGCUGCGGUUCCGCACGCGCGAAACGUACGGCGAGCUGUUCCGCAUCAGCGAUCAGCAUAUGCGCGAGUACGGCAUCAUUGAGCUAAAGGGUUCCAAGGUGUACUUCCGGUACAGCUUAAACACGGGUCAUGUGGAGGAGCAGGAGUUAGCGUUGACGGCGGUCGAGGUGGACGACGGACAGUGGCACGUGGUGAAGGUGCAAAGAUACGGCUCAGUGGCUAUCCUGGAACUGGACGGGGGUGAGGGUGCCAACUUCAACCAAAGCUUCUCGUUCGACGGGCAUCAGUGGCUGUCAGUGGACAAACAGGAGGAUGUGUAUGCGGGCGGCAAGCCAGAGUUUACCGACGUGCAGACGUACGAUAUCAUGUCGGACUAUCAGAAGAGUUGCAUCGACGAUAUCAGAUUGGACGGUAAAAGCUUGCCACUUCCGCCAGCCACCAACGGUACCCAGUGGGGUCAGGCCACGAUGGCCAAAAACAUCGACCGCUACUGUUCCUCCAACAAUCCUUGCCAGAACGCGUACUGUCCGGAUCCGUUCGAGUGUGUCGACCUAUGGAACAAGUACGAGUGCGCCUGUGGCGAUGGUAUGAUCAUCUCACCGGAAGGCAAGACCUGUAUCGAUCGGAACGAGUGUCUGGACUAUCCGUGUUUUAAUGGAGGCACUUGCAUCAACCAGGAGCCGCGCCAAAAGUACAAGUGCAUCUGUCCAGACUCGUACUGGGGCGAGAGUUGUGAGUUUCUGAAGGAACGACAAGCGCUUAAAUUCAGCACCAGUGCCUUGGCCGCCGUUAUAGCCUGUCUAUUACUGAUCAUUAUUUUGCUGUUUGUUUAUUUUUCCUGCUCCCGACGUCGUUCGGCUAACUUCAACAAGAAGCCGGCCACCAAGGACGACAUUCGCGAAAACAUCAUCAACUACUGCGACGAAGGUGGUGGCGAGAACGACAUGACCGCGUUUGACAUGAAGACACUCAAGAUCCCGAUUGGUCCGCUGCCAGAGCUCGUUCAACAUAAGGCACCGCCAGUACGUCCAGAUAUUGCCGUCGUGUCCGACCAAGUCGUCGGCAAGGUGGACGUGUUCCUGGACGACCGGAAGCGACGCGUCGACAUCGACUCAGCCUCCGGGCCAUUCGACGAUCUGCGUAACUACGCCUACGAAGGUUGUGGGAGUACCUCGGGUUCGCUAAGUUCCUUACAGUCAGGUACGGACGAUGAACCCCAUGAGUAUAGCUUUUUAACAAUAUGGGGUCCCCGUUUCGAUAAGUUAGUCAAUAUUUACGAACCAAGCAAAGCGCAGAUCGAAGAUGACGAUGUUAGUUAAGAGUAACUGUAGCUGUCGCAGAUGCUGUAAGUCUUUUGUUCCUGAGAUCAACGUUCGUGCGCGCUCGUUUAGUUUAUCACGAAAUACCGUCAGACGAAGCUGAAUGAUGCGCACGGACUUGUAGAUAAAUAAUUGCGUUCAAAACCUUCAACCCCCCAAGGAGAUUAAAGAACAAAUUCGUCGUAUAAGACAUACGAUUUAGGGGUUUUCUUGCCGGUGUUUGAGCUAACCGGAAGAUAUUCUUUGUAAAAUAGUCACUAAAAUCCAUAAACUCAUAGAAAUCCCCGUUUACGAUGUGGACACAGUCGUUCGAGCCGAAGCGGGACUGAAACACUGUUUUUCAGCAGUGCAUCAGUUCGCAAGAAGUGAAGAAGUUGCGAAAAUGGAAGUAUAUUGGAGCAGAUGCAGUUUAAAUCGAUUCUAUUAACUUCCAAUAGAUGGUACCGUGAAGCUUCAAACAGCCAAACGGUGCAACACGCAGAGUUGGAUAGCUCAGAAAACGAGAGCAUCACAUGCUCGCUAUGAUUGCGUAACAAAAAGCGCAUCAUUGUAACUAUUUCGGUUAUGAUAGGUCGGUAUACUGUAAAUAAUGAAUAUAAAAUCAAAUCUACAAUCUACACGUUGCGUACAGACACGUAAUAGUUUAGUGCGAAGGAAGACACUGUAAAAACACUGGACAGUUCUUUCAGAAAGGAAAAACGAGCAAAAAAAAACGAUCUCCCAGGGCAGAAAAUGACACAAGAAUUAUUAGCUUUUGUGGUCAAAAUAUUAAACGAAUUAUCAUUUUUAUGAAAAUAACUUAUGUACACGAGUACACUAAUAAUGUACACGUGUUCCUUCAAAAGCCUCACGGAGCGAGUGAAACGAUAUUGCCAUGUUGGUAAAAGCAUCGUCAACGUUAUAGAUCAGGGGCCUCCAAACUUUUCAGUUCGCGGGCCGCAUUGCUUCUAAAAUAACAAUGUUGAGGGCCAUUUGACGCUACCGUUAACUGAUGAUUGAACGUUUAAAUCUCGUUUUUAUAACAAAAUACUAACGUUACUUGUACAGCUUCUUGUUACUAAAGCUUGAUUUUUGUCUAAGAAAAGUAAAAAAUACAAUUUUAUUUGAAAAAGUCAUAAUAACGUAAUAUUUAUAUUAACUCUGGCAAAGUCAUCGUAGGCCGAAUUAUAAGCUCUUGAGGGCCGCAUGCGGCCCGCAGGCCGUAGUUUGGAGACCCCUGUUAUCGAUGGACGAUGAUCCUGUGAAAGGAAACCCAUGCAGUAACUGGUAGAAGUAGCCCAUCCAUAAAAUCGUUAACGUUGUUUCCGGUGAGAUAGUGAGAGACAAAAACUCUGCUCAAUAGAAUCCUCUAUUGGUCUCAAGAAACCUUGACAAGGUAAAAUUCCGUACUCUUCAUUAUUUUUCAUCCGUAUGAUGAACUUGUCACAAAUAGGAAAACUCCAAAUAUUUCUAAAGCACGAAACAAAAUCCCAAGAAAAUCAAAGCAGAAACAAAUAAUCAAACGAACCAAUAAGCGCACAAUAACCUCACCUGCAAAUGGACUGCAAGUGGACAAAACUUACGAACAAAACUCGAAAUCAAUCAAAAGUUCUAACAAAAGAAACAAAAACCGGGGACCGGUACAGAUUACAAAGCAAACACGUGCUCACCAGCCUCCCAAACUACCAGACAACCUACUUUUUUGACCGGAAUAAAAAGUUUUAUGCACGAAUGAAAGCAAAGAUAUCUACAAAUCCACCCGCACAAGCUUAUAACAAGAAAGCGUAGUUCGGUCAAACUUCGAUAGGACAUGGGUCGAUUUUGGUUCUUAAUAUUUUUAGAGCUUGCUUUAAGAAUGAAAAAAGCCACAUAAUGCUUAAUUCUAAAAUGCCACAUAUUGGUCGAUUUGAGGUCGAUGGUUUGGUUUUCGAAUGAAACGUCUCUUACAAUAUUCUCCUCUGAUUAUUGAGAAACCUUACAACUGAAAAAAUCCAUUGUGUUUUGCACAACAGCUUAAUUACACCCAUUUUUUCUCGGAAGGAUCAAUGGAAAUAGCUCCAUUUUAAUGUAAGAUUAAUGAAGCCACUCACUUGUGCAGGGUAAUGAGUAAUUUGUGUUUUCAAUCAAUUACGAUGAAUGUUUCUAUCACUUUGAACGAUGAUGCGGUAAAUAAAAUGCAUGAUAAGGAUGAUAGUGAUGAACAAGGGGCGGGAGGAGGAGCAGGGCAUUUUAAAAGUUGAUCAAAAGAACAAAUUUGAGAAUUGUUCGAAGUGCUGCACAACACAACUUCAAGCGUUGCAAUGAAUGAACGUUAGUGAAGUGCAAUUUGUAGCAUUUUCCUUUCGCUCAGCAACCCUAAGAGUCUCCAAGGCGAAAAUGUAUCCAGACUUUGCAGUGAAGUUUCGUUGAACAAAUAGCACACUGAAAAGAUGGUUGAUAAUGUUUGGUACGCCAAUAAAAAGACUUCCUUUCGAUAUCGAUUUCUUUCAUCUAUGUUCUGUUUGAGCAUGCAUUUAAAUAUUUUAUAAGAUUAUUGGACACACAAGGUACCGCCGCAGUACGCUUCAAGGAUCAGUCGUGUUUACUUUAUUGAUUUGCAAUACAUUUGAGGUGGUAUAUUGGUUAGAACGAGUAGUAGAUUUAUACAGCUUCUUGCAUAGUGUUUGUCGGGUGUGGCAACUUUGACUAUCGAAAUAUGAACGAAUUGUUUAUUUUCAAGUUGUUAUGCAUCAUUCUUCCAGCAAUGGUUUAAAUUUUUUUAACGGCGAACGAGGUUGUAGUAAGAGAAAUAAUGAAACGUGAACGACUCGUAGCGUUGAUAAAAAAGGAAAUCCAGCUCAAACAAUUUGUACGAUGCUUGAUCGAAGCGCAAAUACAGUUAAUUCGUCCAAUUGUGUAUGUGUGUGUUUAUGUAAACGAGAUGAAUGGAAUACUAACAUAACAUAACAAAAAUAAACGGUAAGUUUAUUCCCCCCCCCCCCCCGUCUCCCACCAAAAACGAACACAAAAAUAAAUCAAAAAGCCAACUACAUUUACAUACUCCAAUGGUAAUUGACAAACGAUAAGAGGUGCAUUUUCAAUCGAUCAUUUUUGUGCUUGAAUGAUGGAUACACAAAUGAACAAACGAGUACGUUCUAAAGCACGGUAGGACAUACGAACAAUUUGGUGGCGUGUCCAAAAGAAAGCAAAUAUUACAACAGGCUAUAAACGAACUAUAGAAGAAUCAUAAAAUGAUACACAGAGAAAAUAAAAGUUACAGAAGACAACCAAAACUUACCAACUGAUCAAGUAAUUUAAAACACUGCGUGAUUUUUUAUUGGAAGGAAAAAGACGCACUCUCAACUAAGAAUUGGUUUGUGAGCCAUGUUUUGAUUAUAGGUUUUUUAUAUAUAUUGUGGUACAAGUGGUACAGCGACAGACAAAAAGAAAAAAAAAACAAAAACUCACAAAGACAAAAAAACAAAAACAUUGGAGAACAACGUAAUUUGUAUGAAAU
Molecule: messenger RNA, 8410 nt
Organism: Anopheles merus
Lineage: Eukaryota; Metazoa; Arthropoda; Insecta; Diptera; Culicidae
Product: neural-cadherin-like
Exons: 9
Coding region: 79-4935 (1618 amino acids)
Biological process (GO): homophilic cell-cell adhesion
Cellular component (GO): plasma membrane; catenin complex
Molecular function (GO): calcium ion binding; cadherin binding
Source: RefSeq, a predicted model, not a curated record